AUGGCUCAGGACAAUGAGAGGCACUACCCGGGGGUGAGUCUGUACGUGUGUAACCUGCCCUACAGCUUCAGUGAGCAGCAGCUGUACAGAGCGUUUUCACACUUCGGAAGCAUCAUCAGUGCCAAGUUGAUGAUGGAGGCCGGACGCAGCCGAGGCUUUGGAUUCGUCAGCUUCUCCACCCUCAACGAUGCGACCACGGCCGCGUCUGUCAUGAACGGGCGAGUGGUUGCCGGCAGGGCGUUGCGGGUCACUCUGUCUUGUCACAAUGAGCAGAAGACCCAGGCUGAGAAGCAGGACAGCAGCAGUGAAUCGCUUCCUGCUGGACGGUUUACGUCUGCUGUUCCUCAAGUUCAAAAACGCCUUGACGAUCAGCCUGAAAACCAGCUCGCGCUCCAGCCCGUCAGUCGACAGACAGCAGCGUGCGACCUCGCUCAGAGUCAGUAG
Messenger RNA from Triplophysa dalaica, 444 nucleotides. Its product is annotated as polyadenylate-binding protein 3-like. Gene Ontology annotation, molecular function: RNA binding. The coding region runs from base 1 to 444 and encodes 147 amino acids. The record is from RefSeq and is a predicted model, not a curated record. The transcript has 4 exons. Lineage: Eukaryota; Metazoa; Chordata; Actinopteri; Cypriniformes; Nemacheilidae.